GCAAUGGGGACUGACUCGGAAGGUGAACGUAUUAAGGAUCCCAUGAGAAAUAUUGUACCGAUUCUGCUGGAUACAAAUGUCACAACACAAGAUAAGAUUCGUAUUAUACUGUUGUACAUCCUCUCUAAAAAUGGAAUAUCAGAAGAAAACUUAGCAAAACUAAUCCAACAUGCUCAGAUUCCAGCUGUUGAGAAAUGCAUCAUUACGAACAUGGUGCACCUGGGUGUCAAUAUUGUGACUGAUGGAAGCCGAAAGAAAAUUUAUCAAAUCCCCAGAAAGGAACGCAUAACAGAACACACCUAUCAGAUGUCACGAUGGACUCCUGUUAUCAAGGAUCUCAUGGAGGAUGCUGUUGAGGAUAAAUUGGAUAGCAAGCAUUUUCCUUUUCUGGCUGGUCGAGUUGCACCAACAGCAUAUGGACGUCCAACUCCAACAAGUGUGAGGUAUGGCCACUGGCAUAAAGAUAAGAACACACCAAAUGUGAAGAAUGUCCCACGUGUAAUUGUUUAUAUCAUUGGAGGCGUCACUUAUUCCGAGAUCCGCUGUGCAUAUGAAGUAACAAAAGAGCUGAAAAACUGGGAAGUCAUGAUUGGAUCUGACCACAUCCUUAUACCUGAAGGAUUUCUCAGCGACCUUCGGGAUCUCAGUAGCUAACAACAUAAGAGUUGUCACUGGACCGGAAAACAAAAGCUACUUCUAACUGCUAAAUCUAUAGAUUCUAAGAUGUACGCUUAGAAUUGUCAACUGUUUUUGUUUAGAAUUGAUGUUUACUUGAUUCUUUCUAGAGAAUAUUUAUUGUUUUGUAAAGACAAAAAUUCUUAGAAAAAAAAAUUGACUUAUCGACUAAUUUGUUGUUAUACUGUUGUGCUAAUGUGCACGUAUGAUAGUCCUUGUUAAACAAUAUUACACACAUAUACAAAUAUAUAAUCCUAGGAUAAAUCAUUUUCACCUCUAGCAUACAAAAUUAGCAUAGUGCGCUUAAAGUAUUUGUGUAUAGGAAUAUAGAUUAAUAAUUAUAUCACUAAUAUAUUUAUGUGUGACCUUUCAUUAGGAAUAAUAAAACGUUAUAUCAAAGUACACUGUUUGAUUAGAAGUGUUAUAAAAAUCUGAAAAGCAUUUCUUUUUUUAGAUCUGUAAUUUGUUUUAUUAGAUUGAUUAUUACUUUAAUUCCUUAUGUCUGACUGAAAAAAAAAGUCAGAAUUUUUAUAAUUUUAAAGAGGCAUACUUUUCUAUCAAUUUUAGAAAUGCUAAAAUCAAUUUAGCACACAUUUUUCAAGCUGAAAUAUAUUUGUAUAAAAUUUGGCACUUCUGGCAUUUGGUGAAUUCAAGUUAAAAAUAGUUACAAAAAGCUAAUAAGAAACAUCGUUCCUCAGACUUAAUUAACCUCAAAAUUUGUAGUUGAAAGUGGUGGCUACAAUAAUUGUCAAAAAUAAGUAUUAAAAUUUUUUUUAAAUAAAUAUCAAUCAAUAUGAAACUAACUGGAUAUAUAAAUUGGAAAUUUCAUAUCAGUAAUAAAAAAGUUUAAAUCCUAAAAUGAAAGGAAGUAUUUUGUGUUUUUCAAAACUGUCUCUCCCAACAAAAUUUUAGGAAUUUCUUAGUGUAAAACAUUAUAGCAUAAGUUAAUAAAAUUAUAUGGUUUAAGUUAAAACUGGAAACUAUUUAGUAAAUUCCUACAAUGUUUCAUUCGGUUUGGUUAAAUAUUUCUAUAGUGAGAAGGAAAAAAAAAAAUUGAGGAUGUUAAUGACACCCUACUGGUCCAGAAGUGAUUAAUGAAAGCUUGUAUGAGUUUAUAGGGUCUGCAUAUUUUAAUGUUAUAAAACUGGUAUCUCUCUUGCUUUUUCUGGAGAGAGAAAUGUUUCUUAUACUCCAAAAAAAACAACAACACAGGUUUACUCAAAACUAAAGUUUUUGUGGACCAGUACAGCUUAGCAUUUCAUCAAAGUGUUAAUUAGAUUUGGAAUAAAGUCUAGCACAGGUAAAAAUUUAAAUGUUUUAAAGUUCUAUUUCCCUGUAUCAAAAUAUAAUUCCAAGGUGAUGAAUGUUUGUACAGAACUUGAUAGUAAGAAAUUAUAUUAUAAAUGUCAUUAAAUGACUAUGACUUAAAGGUUUAAAAAAUGUUCUAUUUUGUCUGUGUAAGAAUUAAUUUUUUAUCUACUUCCACAAAUUUUAUCACAAUAUGUAUUUAUUUAUAUAAUACAUAGCUUUUUCUUGAGCUUUAUUGCUAAGCUUUGUUUCGUUUCAAAUACAUUGAUUCUGUGAACAUUUUUAUCUGUAACCUAAAUUGACAAAAUUUAUUUUGAGAGCUAUUGCACAAACAUUUUUUAUGUUAUAGAGUUGUUAUUUGAUCUGUAAAUUGUGUUUAACUCCUCCCCCUGCCAUGGGUACAUAAUGUGUCCUCCUCUAGAGCAGCAUUUCUCAAUCUUUUUGAUGCUAGGGACUGGCUCGCUAUGUCCCUAAACUAUUGUGGAUCAAGUACAACGAAAAUUCCACGGACUGUCACUGGUCCUUGGACUGAUGGCUGAGAAACACUUUUCUACAGCACCACUGUGUGAGUUUGGAAGUUUAUUUGUUUCACCACAAAGAAGAAAGGGUAAAUAUGAAAACAAUUAAAACAGCACAAAUAUUUAAAAAAAAACAGUGAUGUCCACUCUAUAGGUUAUUGUUGUCAUAUGCAAAUAAAGAGAAACAUUUAAUGAUUUCAUAAUGUCCUUUACAAGUAUAAGAUAGCUUUGGAGGUAUUAAAUUUAGAAGUGACGUAUUUUGGUGGUCUAAAUGCUGUUUAUGAAAUUGGUACAUAGAACUCUGCAAUAUUCUUAUGGUACGUUUUCUUGUUUGGAAUUCUCGCUAGCGAAUAAAAACUAGUAGUGACAACAUUUUUACUUGUAAGAGCAAACAUUGCUAUAAAUUUUGGUGUUAUUUUUCUAUGAUUCUGUAAUUUUUUUUUAAUUUCUUGUGAGUUUUAAGUGAUUUCUCAAACAUGGUUUCAUCUGUGGCGGGCUGGAUUAUAAAAUCUGAACAGUUCUUCAACAAAACGGAUAUUUAUCUACCAAGAAUGAUUCAUUCCAAACUAAACAAAUUUUCUUAUAGUUGUUUGAAUUUUGUUUUCAUUUUGAUGUAUUUUGUUUUACAUAUUUUCUGUGAUUUCUAUAGCCAAAUUCAGUAAAGAAAGCUAAAAAAUAUUAAAGUAAAAUUCAAGACUUGGAGACUUUGUCAGCAACAUUGUGGCUUGAUAGAACAACAAAGUAUAUCACUAGGUGGAAGUUGAUUUUUUUUUUUUUUUUAAAUGCAGGUAAAGUAAUGUUACAUAAGAGAUUUUACUUUAUGUGAUUGUAAAUUAUAUGUUUUGAAAUAAAAUGUUAUCCCUAGUAAACUGCAGUAAAUUAAUAUGAACAGACUGUAUCAUUAUUACAAUGAGUAAAGUUCUAAUGUUUUGAAAUAGCAAACUGUGCAGGGUUUACAAAAAUUGUUCACUUGUGUUUCAGUACUUAAUGUAACUUUUGAACACCCUUCCUACCUUUCUUUGGAUUACUUAGAUGAUCGAGAACCUACAUAGUUGCUUGAACAAAGUAGUCCCACGUAUUUUAUAUAAUUUUACAACUGAACUUGUUUAGUAAUGAAAUAUUUUGGUAUAUGAGUGUAGUUUAUAUUAGUUCUAUUGUUGUAUAUUUAGUUAAAAUGUUUAGUUUGGUUUCGUAUUAAUGAAACUUGAGUAAAAGAUAUAUGUACACAUCUUGUUUAAAAAAAAGGCAAAAGACGAGGAUGUCAAAUAUGUAGUUAAAAGUAUAUGGUACACCAUGAGUGGCUAGAGCCACCUAGGAAUAGCCUGGCCUGGUGCUGUUAUGUGUCAUUUGAUAUGGGAACACCCAGUUUUCUCUGGCAGUCUUCUAAGUUUAAUGGUAAACAGUGGACUUUGUUUUGUCGGAGAUCUAGCCGAAGUACAUUAUCAUUAAUUAUAGUCCAUGAUUGUGUAGCUCUCCCAACAUGGUAUCGUUGCUCCUAGUACCACAUUCCAGCAUAACUGUGUGUUGUGGAACAUUCUCUUCAUCUGCUCUAAAAAAGCAGCAAAGUAAAGUUAUGGUAGUUUUGAUUUUUUUGUUGUUUUGUUUUCUAUUAUGUACCUUCUACUAAAUUGGUAAAGUUGUGUACAUUACCAGAGCUAUAACAGAAUAAAUAAUUUUUUUAAAAGUUAA
Messenger RNA from Limulus polyphemus (Atlantic horseshoe crab), 4190 nucleotides. Its product is annotated as protein ROP-like. The record is from RefSeq and is a predicted model, not a curated record. Gene Ontology annotation, cellular component: plasma membrane; secretory granule. The coding region runs from base 4 to 654 and encodes 216 amino acids. Gene Ontology annotation, molecular function: syntaxin binding. The transcript has 6 exons. Lineage: Eukaryota; Metazoa; Arthropoda; Merostomata; Xiphosura; Limulidae. Gene Ontology annotation, biological process: intracellular protein transport; vesicle-mediated transport; neurotransmitter secretion.